AUGGAACACAGGAGGGCUUCAUUCCCAAGUUUUUCGCGAGGUCGAGACCUACGCCAAAGACGCCGCAUUGGACUUUUGUGUCCUCCAGGAAACGCGUGGGCUUAUGAUGCCAAUUGGAGCACAUCUGACUUCCACUUCAUCCAUUCCGCAGGUCACUCUUCGGAGGACAAGGUCGGUGGCUUGCUGAUUAUGGUGUCGGUGCGGCUGGCCAAAAGCUCAGAUAUCCAGUUCCAUGCAGUUCACCCUGGCAGACUCCUGCGCGUCCGUGUUAAUCGGGCACAUCCCAUCGAUAUCCUCAACAUCUACCAAUAUACUGCUAACGACAACAGGCUCACGCCGGCACGCAGGCAGCAGUACCUCACACGACUUCAAAAGACUCUACGACGCAUCCCCAAUCGACAUGUUCUGAUAGCAGCAGGGGACUACAACACCACUUGUGUUCCUACGGACAAGGUGUGCGGCCCUUGGACUAUGCCUCCGCCGGAGAGACACCAUAAGGAAUCGGGGGACCUCAUGGCCAUCUUCUCGGCUCAUGCCUUAUCAGUGCUCAACACUUGGAACCGCCCUACACACAGGCAGCUCGCUACAUUCACCUUCGGUGACCUCUCUUCCCAGAUCGACUACAUAGUCUGCCGACAAUCGCAGGCCACGAGUCGAGCCAAACAGGCUGAGGUCCUACUCCAGUUCCCGGUAGCAUGCUGGCGCGAAGGUGCUACUCACCACCCCGUACUGGCCCACAUUGACGUCCCAGUCCAAGCACGGCAGCACCAAACAGCUGAGGUUCGGCCUGCUAUUAACGUGCAGCAACUGAUCGAAGAUGUCAGGUCAGCCCAACCUCCAGAAGCACUACGAGAAUUGCGGGGUCGCGUACAGCAGGGACUCUCACAGGCUCAUUGGGCAGAUUUACAACACCUUGAGAAAGACAUCCUCGUCAUGGCAGGUGACCUAUACCCCAAACAGCGGCCUGGUACCACGACACAGGACAAGGCCGUCGAGGAACUGCACACCAAGGCCAGGGUCAUGUGGGGACUGUUCCGAAGCAUGAGGGCCCAACCCUUUACGGUGCAGGGGGUCAUUACGGCCUGGCAACAGUGGGCUACCUUCAGCUGCGCACACCGGGAACACAAAGCCCGGGCCAAAGAACGAAGCAAAGCACGUAAACGUGAUCUCCUUAACACUGCACAGCAGGCAGCUCAGCGGGGAGGCAUGCAUCAAGUUUGGAAAGUGGUCCAGACCCUGGCUCCAAAGAUCAAACGUAAGCCACUCCAGCUCUACAAGGAAGGGAGGAUCAUGGCCCCCGAAGCGGAACUGGAUUGGAUCAUCGAGGCGUUUGGGGAAAGAUAUGGAGCCCGCUCGCCUCCGUGCACCAAACACAUCAGGACUCAGCCUCCUGUACAGGUCUCAGCAGCGGAGGUUUGGCAUCAUCUGGAAAGAUUGCCGGUUCGCAAGGCCGUCCCCAAAGCGGCAGCCCCGUCUGUUCUUUGGAAAGCCUGCUCAGCAGAGGUCGCUCCUUUCAUAGCCCAGCAGGUCAACAGCCAGUGGAGCAGUGAGGAGCUCCAUGUUGAUCAGGACUGGGCCAACGCCACUGUAGCACUUCUUCCCAAACCUAAAGGUAAGAAUGACCGGCCACUCGAUUGGAGGCCAAUUGGCCUCCAGCAUCCGGUUGGAAAGGGGCUGAUGAAGAUCCUGAUCGGCAGGGCGAAGGACCAGAUUCAUGAGAUGGUCUGUCACUGGCCACAGUGCGCGUACGUUCCGCGCAGGAACACAUUUACUGCGCUGAAACGCGUCCUGAAUCACUGCAGGACUGUGAGGGACCAAGCGGCUAGACAUAGACUUAGCAUACAUCAACAGCGCGAAGGAGUCCAGCAAAUCCCCAGCAGCGGGGGGCUGCAAAUAUGCAUGGACCUUACUGCUGCAUUUGACUUGGUCUCUUGGGGUACCAUUCGUGAGGCCCUCGAGCUGGCCCAGGUGGAUCCUUCCACACAGGAGGUGCUUCUGCGAUGGCUCAGUCAGGUCAAGUACAUCUUUCAGCACAAGGACCUUACAAAGGAACUCUGGCCUAGCUGGGGCCUACGUCAAGGCUGCAUUGGAAGCCCCGUUCUGUGGUCAGCCUUCACUGCCCUCCUCUGUCAGGCGCUCGACAAUAGAAUGCACCAAACAUGGAUCUCUGACCAUGCCACGCUCUACGCAGAUGACAGCCACUUGCGGUGGACCUUCCGGUCGGUUGCUCAGUUUGAUCAUGCUAUACAAGAGCUUCGCUGGACCUUCGCGAUCUUCAGGUGCGUCGGGAUGAAGAUCAAUCAGGACAAGACCCAGGCAAUUCUCUCGGUCACUGGGAACAUCAAGCAUAAGAUCCAUAAGCUGUAUGUGCGCAAACAGGGCGGCGUCAGACGGCUGCUGCUAUCCCCGGGUGAUCCAUCACAAUGGAUUCCACUGGUGGACAAGGCGGAGUACUUAGGACUGAUCAUAUCCUAUGACCAAUUUGAGUGGCAAUCCGUUCGGCAUCGAGUUAGUAAGGCUCAUAACCGACGGUGGGCCCUGGCUUCCAUACUGCAUGCCAGGCGAGUUUCAAUACCCUACAAGCUCAGACUCUGGCGAAGUUGUGUGUUAUCCACCAUGAUGUAUGCCUUGCAUUGCCUAUGUUUGCAACCUGGACAACUUCAGUUCAUUCAGCGAGCCAUCAUGAAACAUGUCAGGGCCAUUGCCUCAGACCAAGCCUUCAUCACGGGCAACACACAUGCUGAAGUUUCACGUCGGCACGAGGUUCAGACGGCUCAUGAGCUGAUCAACAAGGCUCACAAUAAUGAAUUGAGGAUCGCGCAACUGGGGGACUGGCUCAUAGAACAUGACUACAACCAGGCUAUCAGCCAAUGCCUACUACAGGAUCAGCUCCAGACAGCGUCGGACUCUGAGGAGGAUCGUGAAGUCUGGGCGUGUCCUGUAUGUCUCGAACAAUUCCCUACCACAGCAGCGCUGAAGGUGCACGCCAGACGCAAACACAAAAUUGUAGAUGCCCCCGCCAAGGUCUUUGACCGCACCAAGCACUCAAUCGCUGGCUUACCUCAGUGCUCUGGGUGUUUGAAAAAGUUCAGCAGGUGGCAAACACUUGAGUGGCAUAUCAAUCAUCAUGCUUGUCCUGCUCUUUCAAAGUCGGACGAGGCCUCAGCCAUAUGUGAAGAGAAUCAGAGGGCCGUGUCGGACAAAGCUAAACCCACUACAGCUACUCCGGCUCCGAGUUCAGACGCAUGCGGUGAUCCCAUGAAUUCCGUUGACCAGCAUCCGCUGAAUAGGCAAACUCCACUCAUACAGCAACAUCAGAUCCAGGAUUUGGUGGAACGAGGACUGGAGGGCGCACCUCCUCAAGUGCACUUCGCUGUGGCAAAUCUCUUUUAUGACUUUGCGGAGGGAGAGAAGGACAACGGCCCGAACAAACGGCGACGGGCCUUCCCGCACAUGCAGGCUCCACCGCACCAGCGCAGCGAUCCAUUGCUGCAUACUUUAGCCAAAACAGUGCUGCGCCAACAAGAAGAAAUCCGUCUACUUCGUCAAGACACAGCAUUGAUAAUCUUCCUGAAACCAGGGCAGGACUCAAUCUUGCACCACCUCUAUCAAGUGGCGGUGCAGUUCAAAGCCAAACAGGAGGCAGAGCCGAUUUGGUCCUUAGGUCAAUUCCCUUUGCGGAUGGUGCUGGCCAACGCCUUAUUUCGGGAGCUCAUCGAGAGACUGAACAAGGUCCUUGCAUCACAGGAGCGGUUGAAGACGGUCAUGGAUCAGGGCUGGCGGGACGACAAAGGAUGGAGGUUUCAGAGCACGACCGCAGCCGUCCGUCCGUACCGGACGAUCAGCUGCUGGACCAUCUGGAAGCUGACGGAAACGAUGACGUCUCCGGCCACGUUCAAGAUGGACAUAUCGCUUCGCAGCCACAGUGCACUGACCAUGUGGGAUACCAUGCGCACACUUCAGGGCAACACGAUCUUCCAGUUGGUGGGGAUGGGCUACAAAACGGAGUCCUUGGGCAGGGGACCGGAGGAGCAAAGGCUCAGAGACAUGGUCUAUGGGCGCCGGUAG
Molecule: messenger RNA, 4068 nt
Organism: Symbiodinium sp. CCMP2456
Lineage: Eukaryota; Dinophyceae; Suessiales; Symbiodiniaceae
Source: the annotation of a GenBank genome assembly